CUUGGAAGCAGGAAAAUGUAUAGGAAUUUGCGAGUGUGUUAUUUCUUUUAAGCUAGAAGCGGUUUGUUUGGUCUAUUCUGGGUUUGUUUUUGAAAGAGAAAUUAAGCUAAGAAAGAUAUGGCUCAAACGGUGGGAAGGAACAUAGCAGCUCCUUUGUUGUUUUUAAACUUGAUCAUGUACCUUAUUGUGUUGGGUUUUGCUAGUUGGUGUCUUAACAGGUACAUCAACGGCCAAACCAACCAUCCUAGUUUUGGAGGUAAUGGUGCAACAAUGUUCUUCUUGACUUUCGCUAUGAUGGCUGCUGUUCUUGGCGUGGUAUCUAAGUUCCUGGGUGGAAGCCAUAUCAGAGCUUGGAGGAAUGACAGUCUAGCUGCAGCAGCAUCAUCAUCAGUAGUGGCAUGGGCCCUGACUGCACUAGCAGCUGGCUUGGCUUGCAAAGAGAUACACAUAGGAGGGUACAGAGGGUGGAGACUGAAGAUGAUAGAGGCAUUCAUAAUCAUUCUAGCAUUCACCGAACUGGUGUACGUUUUGUUGCUUCAUGCUGGGAUCUUCAGUAGCAAGUAUGGCCCUGGUUACCGAGACACAGAUUAUGCAACGGGGGCAACAACUGGUGUUGAUCCCGUUCAUAAGGGUGGUGCUCCUGUUGCUGGGUCCAGGGUGGUUUAAUAAAUCAAAAUGUAACACUUCAUUGUUUCUUUAAAUUGCUGUUUUAAUUUGGGUUUCUUUUUCUUUUUCUUUUUUUGGGGCUGGGGGGUCUGCUUGUGGUUCUGUAAUAACCUUUAUGUUGUCUCUUGUGUUAGUUUCCAGCAUCAUGUACGUACAGUUUGUACUGGCUUUGGCCUAUUUAACGUAAGCAUUUUCCGUCGUUA
This is a messenger RNA of Quercus robur (English oak), 869 nucleotides long. Its product is annotated as membrane protein PM19L. The transcript is spliced from 3 exons. The record is from RefSeq and is a predicted model, not a curated record. NCBI's taxonomy places the organism in Eukaryota, Viridiplantae, Streptophyta, Magnoliopsida, Fagales, Fagaceae. Bases 118 to 666 code for a protein of 182 amino acids.